This is a messenger RNA of Toxorhynchites rutilus septentrionalis, 2315 nucleotides long. RefSeq lists its product as uncharacterized. The record is from RefSeq and is a predicted model, not a curated record. NCBI's taxonomy places the organism in Eukaryota, Metazoa, Arthropoda, Insecta, Diptera, Culicidae. Bases 562 to 1494 code for a protein of 310 amino acids. The transcript has 5 exons.
ACUUCGCGUAUGCUAGCCGGUGUGCCGCUUCGCCGUCAGAUAUCCGUUCCGAACACAUUGUGUUAUCCUUCCGUGUGCUUUCGUGUGUGUCGUCUUCGUCCUCGUCCUCGUCGUCGUCGUCGGUGUCCACACGGCUGCACAAGAUGGUUUGAUGGUUUGAGACGCAGAGGAAGCAAAAGUACCACGCCCCAAGAGUACCUUGGAGUUUCCUUUCUGCGAGAUUUUGUCACCAACGGAUGGUGCCUUCCUAGUUGAGUCACAUCGGGAAGCAUAAAUAAAUCAUGAAUGUUGGAAAGCAUGCUCGACUGCGGGUAACAGUUGUCACUUGCAGGUUGUAAAUUUUUGUUUCACUUGGUGGGGGCGAGAUAGGAAGCGAACUAAAUUGUGUGACUGGUGAAACAAAUAGAAAAAAGCUUUAAUUUUUUUUCCUUCCGAACGGAAUAACAACUGGAAGCGUCUUCUUAAGCUCAAUGUGAAUACUGUGAUAUACGAGCGAUGAGUUCCAUCGCGGUGAUGAUUUUCGAGUGAAGCGGUUAAACAGCAACGAAAUCAACAACAGCAAUGGUUCGCUGGUGUGAUCCUAGGAUUUUACUCUGCAUUGUUGUGCUUCUUCUGGUGGAAGAAUGCCGCCAGGAGGUGACGUUACGGCUGACAGAUAUCAGCGUGCCGGAAAUCGUUGACUAUCGCAGCACUGUUACGCUUUCGUGCUCGUACGAUCUGGGUCCCCACCAGCUGAACUCGGUCAAGUGGUACAAGGGGAAUCAGGAAUUUUACAGAUACGCACCGAUGCUGAAUCCAAAAACCAAAAACUUUCCGGUGAAAGGUGUCGUGAUCGCAAAUGAAAACAUUUGCAACCAGUACCUGUGCCAGAUACGAUUGACUAAUUUGGAACGAAGUUCCAGCGGAGAGUAUCGAUGCGAGAUCUCGGGCGAUGCGCCCAAAUUUGCCAUCGCCAAUGGCAGCGGUAACAUGACAGUCGAAGUGUUACCCCAGCAUGAUCCAAUCAUCAGCGGGCUCGCGGCCAUUUAUUAUCCCGGCGAGGCCAUCGAGAUCAACUGUACCUCGGACAUGUCCAGUUUGAUGACGCGGUUGUACUUUUUCGUUAAUGAGAAGACGAUUCCCAUCGAGUACCUGCAGCCUCUGCAGGAAACAACCCUGGACAGUGACAGCUUCAUGCUGCGAUAUCGUACCCUGGAGAUGCACCUUCCGGUGGAUCGGCUGUUCCCCAAGGGGGUGGAUCGAACCAUUCUGCAUAUCAAAUGCAUCGCAGCGAUCGAUUCGGUCCCGACGGGCGGACGCGAGACUACCGCAAUUGUCGCCGUCCAGAGCCAUCGCUGGUCGUGGAUCAUCAGCGGAAUUAACAGUGGGAGCAACAGUCUCCGUGUCAGCCUCCUACAGCAACCUUGGAGGGCGUUCGCAUCCCUCCUGCUCCUACUACAAGCCGCUCAUCUCUUCUUCAGCACAAGUCUCGAUCAGACAUUGCCGCAGUUCUAGUGCUCACGUGCGAAAAUCCAUCUCUCGGUCACAUCAGCGGUCGGAAGCGGUAACAUGCCCAGCAAAUCGCUGUGAAUCACUGGCGAAACAAGAAAAAUUAAAUUAAAAGAAACGCCCACUCGCACGCAACAUCAAGCUCCAUGUUGAACUCUUGUCAAAAGGACAGAAGCACACACGCACACACAUACACACACAACCCCGUACACACCCAUGCACACGCGAAUAGUUAAUUCAAUCCGAAAGUUUUGGUCCGGAUCCGCCUCCAACGCUGGAAUUCCGUCGGAUGAUGAUAAUGUGCACGUUUCGAGGGAGCGAAAGAGCAGCUUUGGACUGGAGAAAAAAUACGUGAAUUGCCAUAGAAUACGUGAUUUUCCCCCUUUUGGCUAAUUAUUUGCAUAAUCGGGCUGCGGAAACGGGUAGUUAGCGUUUUGGGGCGGAUGAAGGGGUGGAAGUGCUGAACCCUCGUACGUGAAGAUUCGACAAUUCGACUCAAUGAUUGUGUGCCAACGGUUCCUUCAAAAAAAUCUAACAGUGUUCGAGGUGAAAAAAAGAAACGAAUGUAGAACGGAAACAAGGAAUGGGCGGGAUUUUACGGCCAAGUAUGAAAAAGUGACAUGAGAAAGUUUUAACGCGUGUAUAAGAAAGCAAAAAAGUUUUAAUAAAGUUAAAAGAGAAAACAAGCUUGAUGUACAAAAUAACAGAUUGUAAAUAUUGAUUCGUAUCAGUGCUCACGUCGUCGGAGGAAAGAUACAAAACAGAGAAAAAAAAAUGAAAGUAAAAUAAAGAUGAGACUUUCCCGUGACGGAAAGUUCUAACAUAAA